AUUAGCUGAUUCAAAAAAAAAAAAAAAAAAACUCACCCUUCUCUCUCUAUUGUCACUUUGUUUUUUAUCGGCUCUCCUCCUUCGAUUACCCUUUCUAAUGCCUAUUUAUGCAAAAACUCACAAAACCCUAACCCAUUUUCAGAUUCUCACUCUCUUAUUUGAUCUCCUUUGAUCUCCACCUUUGAUUGCUUAAGGCCAAAUUUGACCUCUUUUCUUCUGGGAAGAAGCAAGACAAUUGGGGCUGGUCAGUAGAUCUUGAACACCAAGAAGGGGACCAUCGCAGGGCUCUCUGUUGUGCUUCCAUGUGGCAUGGUGCGCGUGUUGAGAAUGCAGAGCUUGCAUGGAAGGGGAUCAAUGAACAGGCAAAGAAGAAGAAAGAGAAUGGGGCAGAACAGAACGGCGAGGAGAAAAGAGCAAGGUAAUAGUUUCAUUUUUUUUUCCUUUUUCUCAAUGCAUAUAAUUUUACAUUUUUGCCCAAGUGAGCUUGUUGCUUGUUUAGUUACACCCUGUCAGGAGUUAACUAUGGUUUAGUUUCUUCAAUGCUUCGGUUUGGUCAUGAUUUUGAAUAAGAAAGCCUUGAUAUUCUUCAGACAUUAGUUGUAGAUUUCUUUCUCUUUCGGCGUGGUUAUGCUUGACUUGGAUUUGAUUUUCCUUCUGCCUGUGAGAGUUGCUUAUUCUCCAAAUAACAGAGGCUUGAUUCUGUUUGAAAAAUCAGCUUGUUUUCAAGAGGCUUUUGAGAAGUAGUUCUGAGAUUUUUGGUUACCCAUUUUAUGAAGAAAGGGGAGAUGAAGUAAAGAUGGUUUUAACAGGUGUUACUAUUCUAUCGGUCUAUUAAUUCUUUUACUUAUGAGUGAUUCAAGGGGCUAAAGUUAUAGGGCAAAUCUUCUGCAUGC
Rubroshorea leprosula is the source of this 893-nucleotide messenger RNA. The record is from the annotation of a GenBank genome assembly. NCBI's taxonomy places the organism in Eukaryota, Viridiplantae, Streptophyta, Magnoliopsida, Malvales, Dipterocarpaceae.